AUGCACAGUAACAUUAAGAACAAUCUAUUGGAUGAGAAAUGUAGGCGGAACAAAGUGUUCCUGAUCAUCUCAUGUUUGAUGUUCGUCUUGUUCAUGGCAGUUGGUCUUGGAUUCUCUUUUAACGAUCUAGUACCAAGUAUUGUAAAGGCGCGAUCAUAUUCGCGGUCUGAAUGCCAGGUAGUCAACAAACAUAUAGAAACAGGUUGCUUUGAUGAGGAUUGCUACAGAUACAACUCACAGAUAUGGUGGUACAGAAUAUGGGGCGACAGCUUCUUCUUCAAAUAUGUAUCUCCAUCUGGUGACAAUGGUGACAGUGAUGGUAGUUCGAGCGACUCUAGUUCACUUUAUGACAAUGGCAAUAGUACAUCAUCAAAUGAUACAUCAACAUCUUCAUCUUCAUCUUCAUCUUCAUCAUCAUCAUCAGGAUGCAACAUCUUGAACAACUAUUGUGUACAUGGCAUUUCAAAUGUGACUUAUAUCGAUCGCUAUGGCAACAACAUAUCAACAUCGAUCAGUGGACUAUGGUCAUCUGACGAGUCAUGGGUACGGCACUACACAUAUCGAUACUCAGUGGGCUACACCUUUGCUUGUUAUUAUAACAAUGAUCAACCGACUGAAGUGAUGUGGUUUCCACCUCCCUACUACAACAAUGGUACACUGACAUUGGUCGUCAUCUUUGAUUCACUUGGAUUUAUCCUAUUAGCGAUCACCAUAGUAUACGCCGUCAAGUACUAUCGAAGUAAGCGAUUGUUGGAAGCGAGCAAUCAAUUGCCACUCUAUUUGCCAAUCAACAAUAUAAUCGAGGAAGAAGAGGAGGAAGAGACAUUAUUAGAUGAUGACAACGAAGACGAGGAAGAUGAUAUACCUAGCCAGUACUACCAAACGAAUGAUACGCCGAGCUUACAAUAG
Molecule: messenger RNA, 909 nt
Organism: Acytostelium subglobosum LB1
Lineage: Eukaryota; Evosea; Eumycetozoa; Acytosteliales; Acytosteliaceae
Exons: 2
Coding region: 1-909 (302 amino acids)
Source: RefSeq, a predicted model, not a curated record